This is a messenger RNA of Haliotis rubra (blacklip abalone), 3021 nucleotides long. Its product is annotated as protein PERCC1-like. Bases 653 to 1525 code for a protein of 290 amino acids. Lineage: Eukaryota; Metazoa; Mollusca; Gastropoda; Lepetellida; Haliotidae. The record is from RefSeq and is a predicted model, not a curated record. The transcript is spliced from 3 exons.
CACUCAGAUGCUCUACAGUCAAGUAGGACGCCAUUUCGGAACAUUUCGGAAACGUAUUUAGGAAAUACACCGCCAUGAAAGAUAGACACAGUGCAUGGUGAAUCACUGCAGGAGUUAGCUGAAUGUACCUGUAAUUUACGAUCCUCAGAUUGCAAUCAGCGUGUGAGACGCUGGUACGAUACGUCACUCAUAACACUGACGCGGACACCUCGAGCAUCGUCUCUGUGUGGUCCUCUUGUGGAAAGGGCAUCCCUGCCACUUGUACACCCUUGGCGUUCGUUGUCCCCCCUGCACUUAUUGACCAUCUCAGAUCAAACGGCGUAAUAAGUGUCCAAUCACCAACUUCAAACAUACACCUGGACAAGACCAGAAGCAGACCAAUCUGAUAGUGACCGCUACACCGACCACAGUGGGAUAUACAGCGGAAGGCAGCACAUGGCGAACUGAAGGAAAUGACUCCAGCAUCAGCUCCAAGUAAAUUUGUCUCUCUGUGGGUGGUGAUUUCCGGAGCUGUCGACAUUUAGUGCAGGACUUGAUAACACCAGGAGGUGGAAUUGUGAUACAACAGGGGAUUCCAGGAAAAUAUUCUCUGACGUUUUCAGCAGCAUGUUGAAGUUUGAAUUAGACUAGCCUGGAGGGAGUGGUCCUGAGGAUGCAUGGUACGGAAGUAAUGGCGGCUGUCCAUAGUGCUCCACAUCUUCCUCCACCAAUCCAGGUACAUAACUUCCCAUCAACCAUACUUAAAAAGAACUACGAACCGUAUGUACGGGGUGUCGACAAUCAUUACGUCAACGAUUUUGAAGACGAUGACGACUUCAGUGACCAUGACUCGCACUAUUCCGAAGACCUCCAAGACGACCUUGAUCGAGUUGAAGUGGUACAAAAGGUACCCAAUAUUACCCAACAAUUACUGGACUUUACAGAAAUGGUGAAUGCAGAUAUCAAAAGGUUUUUUGGUCGGAAUAAGAACGAAGAAGAUUCGUGUGACAUAUACGAGGACAAAUGGAUGCCGACCAAGUCAGGGCGUGAACUGUAUUACGCAGAUCUUCUGAGAGUGGCUCAAGGAGAUGUAGAUGUGUCCAAAACGAAGGAGGUUGUAUCCCCGAUCUCACUGAAGACUGACUCUGAUAACAGGCAUAGGUUUAGUGGAAAGCUUGAUGCCAAGGUAGGACUAGGUCCACUUAAUGAACUGUUUGACUUCGGUCUUCGACCUUCUAUUAUAGAAAAAGACAAUAAAUUUAAGAGAUUAAAACGAGUGAAGUUAGAUGACCAGAAACAGACUGAUGUGGUUCCCAUGCAUGACCGUACGUUUCCAGAAUCCUUCUGGAAGGAACCUGGUAGUGACCGGCCAACGGAUAACCAUAAAUCUGAAUCAACAACCCCGGGUAUUCUGAACUCUUCCAAGCCUCCAGACUUUAGUGAUCUGCUUCAAAGUUGGACAGGGGGACACAGUAAUUUCCCAGAAGAGAUGUCUAGUGAGGGGAGUAUGGACUCUUCUACCCCAGCUGAUAUACAACACUUGUAGCAGGCGAUAUAUUUGUGUGUCAAGCUGAACACAGAAAAUACCAAGAAGACGACAUUCGUGUUGCAUCAAGUGUCCAUGCAAUCAGAGCUUAAGAUCCUGAUAGUCCUGGAAAUGACGGAAAAUGUUGUGUUUCGGAAACUUGUGUCUUUGGAGUUUCAUUCAUACAAAUGACACAAUCACUGCCACCGUGCUAUGGUUACUAGCGCUAUUCGUAGAAUCUCUGAGGUGAUUGAUUGAAUGUUAUUCGUAAAUGUAGAUCAGAACAGGCUAGAACCACCCACAUGGCUCUCUGAUCAGACCGAAAAAGCCUCUCACUUCAAGAUGUCCAAGAACUAAAGGAUCCUUACAGAAUAUGUUGUACUGGACACACUAUCUUCAUGUGAAGGAACCUUGCUGUGUCAUAACGGAAACAGCAGGCCCUUCAGUACGGACUGACUUCAGGAUCUCACAAUAUUCAUGAACUUACCCACGCCUCACUUAACCACUUAUUUUGCAUGUAUCCAUGCUGGACAUAGAUCUGAGACUAUGUAAGCCAUAUGUUCAUAUUAUUAUCUGGAAUCACUUUCUUUCUCACUGCCAGUGACAAUAUAAUGUAGUUUCAUGUCAGUUGUCAGUUUUUAUGUUAGUGGCUUGUAUGUAUAUUAGCUUUCAUACAAAGAGGUCAUGUGCACAGAUUAGAUCACGAUAAUCACUUAAACCAUUUAUAAGUAUUUUGUAUACUGUUUGGAAGAACUACAUUUGAAAUAUCUACAUAUUAAUGGAAAACUGACGUAAGUGCAAUGCAAGAUAUUAUCUUAAUGUAGUUCCAUUAUACAUGACAUGACUAACAAUUGCUAAUACUUAAUAUCCUUCAAAAAUCGAGUCUGGUACGUUCAGUUGACAUUCUUUCGAAUUGAGGAGAUGUUAAGGGUAUAUUCAAGCACUGAGAAAGCUAUGUUUCAUUUAUUGCUCACUUACACAGGGUACACUUUCAGUGCAAUUGUUUGUAACGACAUUUAUCAACAUAUCUCAUUAAUUGCCACUCCCCAUGAAGAGACAAUGAACAAUUCUGUAGUUAUAAGCAAAUGGAUGCCCAUGGUCUUCCGAAUGCCAGUUGUUCUCGAUUGGAUAAGAUUACUGAGAUGACACGGAGAGGUUGUAAUUUCAUUUGAGAACUAUACAAUUUCAAAUAUUUCAACAUUUUACGAAAUGACUUUCAAAGAUUCCAUCAAAGGCAUUAUCGUAUUAAAUGACGACAAAAUGUUCUCUUUAUAUGUUUGAUUAUUGAUAUUUUAACAUUUCUGGAUAUUAAUAAGGCUUACGUACACGUUUCUCUUAUUUUACAUUUUGUUUUGUCUAUUUUAUCUUGGCACAAUGUAAAACCAGUAGCGUCUGUAAAACUGAUACCUUAGGAAAAACUGAUACUUGUGUCAGCUUUGAAAUCAUGACUGUUUAUUAAUUGAUCGAUGUAUGAGAUAGGAAUGUAUAAGCAAAAUAAAUCACGUCUUACAAACCAC